AUGAUGAAAAAAGAAUCCAAGAAUUCCUCUAGUGACUUAAGUGCCUCCUCACCUUACAACAACGCAAAUAUUGAAUUGGUUGUUGGGCCUAACCAAGAAAUAAUGGUUAUUGCUCCUUCACCUAUUCAGUUUGCACAUUGUGAGAAUGAAGAUGAAGUUGAAGAGUUAAGAAUUCUAUAUGCCAUUGGUUUUAACAAAAACCUAGAUUUUGCUCAAUUUUUCUUCGAUCAGAUAGUGGACUGUAUCAGCGCAACAAGCAUCCAAAAUAUGUGCCAUAUCAACACUGGAGUCCUGUUCUUUAGUGACUUAAGUGCCUCCUCACCUUACAACAACACAGAUAUUGAAUUGGUUGUUGUGCCUAACCAAGAAAUAGAGGUUAUUGCUGCUUCAUCUAUUCAUUUUGCACUUUGUGAGAAUGAAGAUGAAGUUGAAGUGCAUUGUUCUAUGGUGGAGGACACUAAAGAUAUUUUUGAUUCUCCUUCUAGUUCUCAUCACAAUGAUCAAGCUCUAGUACUACUACCACCUUCUCCUACUAGUAACAAUCCUCCAGCUCUAUUUCAACCACCUCCUCCUUCAAAUCCUCCACCUACAAUUCCCUUCCACCUCUCAACACUUCUUCAAGAUCUCCUCCAGCCUGAUAUUGGUGAUGAUGAAGCUAAUCCUGAUGGCAAGACUCCUCAAGGCAUUGAUAGUGAUGUUGAGUCUGAUGAUGAUCAGCUCAUCACAAGAAAAUGGAAGACCACCUCCUUAAGUGGAGUUCAUGAUGCUGGUGAAGGCUCCUUAGCUCCUCCCAGCAAGAAAAGGAAGCUCACGGUCAAUCUAGACACAUUGGCCAGGGACUGUAGAUUGCCAGUUGAGGAGGUCUGA
This is a messenger RNA of Lactuca saligna, 867 nucleotides long. Lineage: Eukaryota; Viridiplantae; Streptophyta; Magnoliopsida; Asterales; Asteraceae. The record is from the annotation of a GenBank genome assembly.